UUCUUCCUGUCAAGUGUUCGCGCCCCGAGACCCGUAAACGUUCCCGGGGCUGGAGAAGAAGGCGCACCCAAUGAGCAGCGCGUCCGUGCACGACCACUGUACGAUGUUCCUUUUCUGUUCGAAGCGAGAGAACAGUUGCGCUCUUUCGUUGGAAAACCGGUAUCCGUGCAUGUAGACUAUAUCCAACCGAAAUUGGCCACAACAAUGGACGAGCGUGCUUGCGCGACCAUCCGAUGUGGUGCGACCAAUCUGGCCGAAUCCCUUGUCUCUAAGGGUCUAGCAAGUGUCAUCCGCUAUCGUAAUGCAAAUGAUAAUCGGAGCUCAUCUUAUGCUGAGCUACUUGCUGCUGAAGAAGAUGCUCAAACAAAAGGAUUGGGCAUGCACAAUAAAAACGAACGUCCAGUUCAUCGUGUAGCUGAUUUGACCGGGAACCUCGCAAAAGCUCGACAGUUUCUUCCAUUCCUUCAGCGAAAUCCUCGAACUGAGGGUAUUGUUGAAUUUGUGGUUCAUGCUAGCCGCCUUCGGGUCUACUUACCUCGAGAAACUUGCAUGAAUACACUUCUUUUGGCUGGAGUUCAGUGUCCCCGCCGAGGCAGGCCCAAACCUGAUGGCACACAAGAGCCAGAUAUGCCAUUCAGCGUCGAAGGUUAUAACUUCACCAAGGAUUUGUGUAUGCAACGCAAUGUUGAAGUAACUGUUGAAACAAUCGAUCGGGUGGGAAACUUUGUCGGAUGGUGCUUCCUGGAUGCUCCUGAUAGUGGGUCUAAACAACAAGGCGCUGACGGUCAAAAGUCGGGUAAGAAAAAGAAGAAAGGUGUGGAUGCGACGUCUACAAAACCGAAGGUCAAUCUAAGCGUGCUCUUAGUCUCACAGGGUCUUGCUACGGUCCAUCGAGCUCCUUCCACAGAGAACUCACCAUACUAUCAUGAUCUUAUUCGGGCUGAAGACAGUGCCAAGUCUGCUAAAAUGGGUCUAUGGUCUUCUGAAGAGUUUGUUAAACAAUGGGAAGCAGAAGCAAACGCUUUCGACGUUGAUGAGACACAAGGCGCCGAACACGACAUUGUGCUCCCCGGUGGUGUUCGUACCGGUUAUGUGGACGACUUCUCCCUAUUGAAUCUAAAUGGUCCCGAAGCGAGCCAGGAGAUGCCGAAAUUGGAUUGGAAACCGGUACAGAUCACAGCAUUCUCGCGACCAGCCGGUGGCGAAGGUCUUCGAUUUUUUGCUCAACAUCUCUCUGACUCUGCCACUAUCAUGCAAAUCAGUCGUGGCUUGAACUCACAACCUAUUCCUGUAGUUCCUGGGUAUCAACCAGAGAAAGGUGAAAUCUGUGCGGCAGCGUUCACGGCCGAUAAUUGUUGGUAUCGGGCCCGUGUUGUGCGUCGCAAUCCGAAAGGUGUGACUGUGCAGUACAUUGAUUUUGGAAACGAGGAAACCAUCGACGCAGCGGACAUAGCUGUGCGCACUGCUCCGCUUCCUUCUGGUCCGUUCAAGAGUGUUCCUCCUCAGGCACAUGAGUACAGACUCGCUUUUGUUCAGCUUUCACCCGAGGCCACCGAACGAGCCAUUGCUGAGCGUGAAUUUGCGAAACUGGUGAUGAAUAAAGAGGUGCUCCUUGCUAUGCAAUUCGAAAAUGUGCCCUGUGCUUACGAAACGNGAGUACAGACUCGCUUUUGUUCAGCUUUCACCCGAGGCCACCGAACGAGCCAUUGCUGA
Echinostoma caproni is the source of this 1713-nucleotide messenger RNA. The record is from the annotation of a GenBank genome assembly. NCBI's taxonomy places the organism in Eukaryota, Metazoa, Platyhelminthes, Trematoda, Plagiorchiida, Echinostomatidae.